AUGGUGAGAUCUGGCUGGCUGGACCCUUUUCUUGGCACUUUGACCAGCUCCUUCAGGCUUGAGCUCCCAAAGCUCAUGAAGUACCCGCACACACACCGCAGCAGCACAUCCAAGAGAUAUAAACCCUUCCGCCUGUCCAUUGCUUACACCAAACAAGACAUGGCACCACCCACUCGUGCACGACCACUCAGCAAAUCCGCCUUCGCGCCGUACUUCUCCAAGCUCAAGACAUCUGUGUACCAAGACAGUCCACGCCCUGCCGCAGUCUCAUCACAUCACUAUAUUCGCAGUAUAUCGUGGAACGCAUCGGGCACUUUUAUCGCAACCGGCUCGGCAGAUAAGACAUUGCGCAUAUGGAAUCCGGAAAAGACAAAUGUCAAAAACUCGACGGAGCUGCGCGUACCCGGCGCGACUGCUUUGACUGCACUGGAACGCGUCGCAUUCCACCCAAUUAAUGAGAAUGAGCUUGCGAGUUGUAGUACGGAUGGCAUGGUCAGGUUUUGGGAUAUUCGGUCCAAGGCGAGCGUGGGGGAGGUGAAGGUAGGGGAGCAGCCGUUUACUUUGGCGUGGACGCCGGAUGGGACUGAGAUCCUUGCGGGAAGAAAGGAUAAUGUCCUGGUGACCAUCGACCGUACAGCGUUGAGUGUUGUAGCUGAACACCGCCAGCCGCUACAGACCAACCAGUGCGUCUUCGACUGGUCAGGCAAUCGCCUCUACAUGACGGGCGGCGAUGGCUCGGUCAAAAUUCUGCGCUACCCAUCCUUUGAGAAUACCCUCACCUUGAAUGCACAUACCUCUGCAUGCUAUGCAGUUUCCAUGUCACCAAGUGGCGAAUACCUCGCAGCGGGCGGAGGUGAUGCGCUGGUCUCGCUCUGGGAUACGCAAGAAUGGAUAUGCGUACGAACGCUGGAGCUCACAGGUGGACUCGUCAAGACCGUCGACUUCUCCUUUGACGGAAGCUACAUUACAGCAGGCUCAGACGACAAAGAGGACAAGAAGAUUCGCAUUGCCCACGUCGAGACGGGAGAAAUUGUGCACACCAUUGAUGUGCCGACACCUGCGGCACAUGUCGCAUGGCAUCCGUGUCGCUACAUAUUGGCGCAUUCGGCAGAAAAUCAAGGACUCAAGAUUACGUACCGAAGUCAACGCCUCUUUGACAAAAGGACGCCUCUUAGUCUCACAAGACUUGGAAACUCUUUACCCCCAGAAGCGUUUACAAUGGAUGUCGCCGCGCCUAUAAACCCAACGGAUCUCUUCUCUGCCAAAGGGUUGGUGGUAGUAAUCACUGGAGGUGGUAGUGGCCUUGGACUUGCCAUUGCAUCAUCACUCUACCAAAAUGGCGCCUCGAAAGUCUACAUUCUCGGCCGCAGACUCAACGUCCUGCAAGACGCCGUCAAAACCCUUGAAUCCUCGCCUUCAGCUCCCAACCCCCCCUCUGGCAUCCUGACAGCCAUUGCCUGCGAUGUGACCGAUUUAGACUCUGUCAAAGCUGCCGCAGCCCAGGUUGAGCAAGAAAUCGGCCAUGUCGACGUCCUCAUCAACAAUGCGGGCGUCAUCGGCCCCAAGAACGCAACAGCUCUCCACACGGCAACCUCCAUCACCCAGCUCCGCGACGCCAUGGUCUCCGACUGGCCCGAAUGGACGACAACCAUGCAAAUCAAUACCCAAGCCGUCAUCGGCGUAUCCGCCCUCUUCCUCCCCCUCCUCGAAGCCGCAAACACGCGCCGCGGCUGGGCCCCCGGCAAAGUCUCGGGCACCGCCAAUCCACGGGCCCGCGACCCCUCGAAACUCGAAGCCGUGGGCGCCGCUGCCGACGACGACCGUCUAGCGCACAUCAUCACCGUCGCAAGCGUGGCUUCGCACAUGCGCUGGGUAUCUGCGGGGCUCGCGUACAAUGCGAGUAAGAGCGCGGCCGCGCACCUGGGCAAGAUGAUGGCCACGCUGCUGUCCGAGUGGGGUGUCAGGAGUAACAUUGUCUGUCCGGGCCCGUACCCGAGUGAGAUGACGCGGGGCAUCGAUGGGCGGUACGGGACGAAUCAGAUCCCGCAAGGGCGCAUGGGCGGGCUGAAUGAUAUCGGCGCGUUGACGCUGUUCUUGGUGGGCAAAGGUGGCGCAUAUGUCAAUGGGACGGUGCAGUUGACGGAUGGGGGACGCAUGGCGGUUUUCCCGGCUGCCUAUUGA
This is a messenger RNA of Plenodomus lingam JN3, 2181 nucleotides long. RefSeq lists its product as uncharacterized. Gene Ontology annotation, molecular function: protein binding. Lineage: Eukaryota; Fungi; Ascomycota; Dothideomycetes; Pleosporales; Leptosphaeriaceae. Gene Ontology annotation, cellular component: THO complex part of transcription export complex. Gene Ontology annotation, biological process: mRNA export from nucleus. The record is from RefSeq and is a predicted model, not a curated record.